AUGCGUAUCCUCAAAUAUCUUUCGGUUCUUGGUACGUUUCCUCAUGUCUUUCUUGAAUUAACUGAUACUGAAGUAAAUGAUUGUUACAAACCAUCGGAUUUAACGAUUGGAAAAACAAUUAAUAUUUAUGGUCGAAGUUUUCUUAUUAAUGAUUGUGAUUUGUUUACAAAAACAUUUUAUACAACAAAUUUUGAUGUUAGUAAUUUUGAAACAAUCAAUACUGAAGAGCUACGUAACGAGUUUUCGAAAAUGGAUAGCUCUCGUGGAGACGAUAAAUUACGUAAAUUCAUCACCAGUUAUUGUCUUAGUGAUGAUACAAUCAGUAUUCAUGAACUACCUCAACGCCAUACAGAUUCUUCAUUUGAACAUCCUCAAUUUUAUAGUCCAGGUGAUUUUUAUAUCGGUGCAACUAUUGAAGUAUUUCAUCAACGUUUUAUUAUCCGUUUAGCUGAUUUAUUUGUAUUAAAAUAUGCUGAACAAUAUCCUGAACAAUUUUCACCGACUGUUAUUGAAUCAUUACGAUAA
Rotaria sordida is the source of this 525-nucleotide messenger RNA. Lineage: Eukaryota; Metazoa; Rotifera; Eurotatoria; Philodinida; Philodinidae. The record is from the annotation of a GenBank genome assembly.